GGUCUCCGUCCUCAGGGUUUGCGGAAGUGUGACUCGGACUCACUGACGAACUGAGCGGAAAUAAAGCACAACUCGAACCGUCAUGUUGAGAUUAAAGACGCUCUCUGGUCACCUGUCCCCCCCCCCUGACCACCGGGGGGCGCUGUGCGGGUCAAACUGCGGCUCCGGGACCGGGGCGUCGAGCAGCAGGGACCCGGAGGACGUGGUGGUGGUUCACGGGCUGAGGAGCGCCAUCUGCAGGGCGAAGAGGGGAUCGUUCAAGGACACCACUCCUGACGAGCUACUGAGCGCGGUCAUGAAAGCUGUUUUGACAGAUGUUGGCCUCUCACCCGAUCAGCUGGGGGACAUCUGUGUAGGUAAUGUGCUGCAGCCGGGAGCCGGAGCUCUGAUGGUCAGAGUUGCUCAUUUUCUCAGUGGGUUUCCAGAGACAGUUCCCGUCUACACCGUGAACAGACAGUGCUCCUCUGGACUUCAGGCUCUUUUGAAUGUAGCAGGAGCCAUCAGAAGUGGAUCCAUCGACCUGGGCCUGGCCUGCGGGGUGGAGAGCAUGUCUCUGCGUACGAUGGGGAACCCUGGAGACCUGAGCUCCAGGCUGAUGGACAACCAGAAGGCCAGAGACUGCAUCAUGCCCAUGGGCCUCACGUCGGAGAACGUUGCAGAGCGGUUUGGAAUCUCUCGAGAACAACAGGACGCCUUCGCUCUUCGCUCUCAGCAGAAAGCGUCCCGGGCUCAGGACCUGAACCUGUUCCAGCAGGAGAUCGUCCCCGUCUCCACCAGGUGGGUGGACGGCGCCGGGGGGGAGCGCCAGGUGACGGUUCUGAGAGACGACGGCGUGCGACCCGGGACGACCCUGGACGGUCUGAGCAAACUGCGUCCGGCGUUCAAACCCGACGGCAGCACCACGGCAGGGAACUCCAGCCAGAUGAGUGACGGAGCAGCGGCCGUGCUGAUUGGACGCAGGUCGGCCGUGGAGGGGCGGGGUCUGCCGGUGCUCGGCGUCCUGAGGGCGAGCGCCGUGGUCGGGGUUCCUCCUGAUGUCAUGGGCAUCGGACCCGCGGCCGCCAUCCCUGCUGCUCUGCUGCAAGCUGGACUGACUCUGGACGAUAUCGACGUGUUUGAGAUCAACGAGGCGUUUUCCAGUCAGGCCGUUUACUGCGUGGAGAAGUUGGGGAUCCCGCUGGAGAAGGUGAAUCCUAACGGCGGCGCCAUCGCCCUGGGUCACCCGCUGGGCUGCACCGGCGCCCGGCAGGUGGUGACGCUGCUCAACGAGCUGCGACGCAGAGGGAAGAGGGCGUACGGCGUGGUGUCCAUGUGCAUCGGGACCGGGAUGGGAGCGGCGGCCGUGUUCGAGUUCCCCGGCCAAUAGGAGCGCGUCUGCAGGGCGGUGCUUCUCAUCCGUGUGAUUCACAACCAAUCAGGUGUGAGCAGCGACCCGGGCUGCGGAUCCUCGACCCGUCGACAGGAAACAAGUCGACAACAAACUGCUGCAACUUCCUUCUGCUGCUUUGGUGUCGGAAACAACAUUUUUCACUAUUUUCUGAAAUUUCUCUGUUGAAAUGUGAUUUUUUUCCAGUGUUUCUUUUUAAAUUCUUUGAAGUUAAAAAACACUGAAGCUCAGUUCACACCAGACGAGCUGACCAAUCAGAGGCUGUGUCAGGAGGAGGAGCUUAAAGAGACGGCGGCUGAAGAGAGGAGCAGUCGGAGGAAAGUGAUGCUGAACAUUAGAGAAUGAAAACAUUUUAGUCAUAACAUGAAUUAAAAUGAUCAACUUGAACAGAAUGUUUCUCCUUUAAAUUGUACAACUUUAUUAACAGAUACAAUUAAUGUUUUCUAACAGACUGUAAUAAAGAGUUUAUUCUGGAUCUUC
Limanda limanda (common dab) is the source of this 1867-nucleotide messenger RNA. It is a transcript of the gene acaa1, whose product is annotated as acetyl-CoA acyltransferase 1. Lineage: Eukaryota; Metazoa; Chordata; Actinopteri; Pleuronectiformes; Pleuronectidae. Gene Ontology annotation, molecular function: acetyl-CoA C-acyltransferase activity. The record is from RefSeq and is a predicted model, not a curated record. The transcript has 12 exons. Gene Ontology annotation, biological process: phenylacetate catabolic process; fatty acid beta-oxidation. The coding region runs from base 83 to 1366 and encodes 427 amino acids. Gene Ontology annotation, cellular component: peroxisome.